CCCCUCUGCCCGGGCGCCUGACCCAGCAUCCUCUCUCCUGCCGGGAACAGCAACCAACCCAGCCGUGGAAAACCUCAACCUUUUCGAACCUCCACCACCAUCCCUUACCCCAUUGCCGCAACACCUCUCAACCUGAUCUUCUGCCUGUCCCUUUCCGGGUUCUUUACGCCCGCUCGUGAAAACUGCCUGCCCCCAUCCCACGUCUCCUCGGCCAUACCUUCCCGCUCGUUGUUGCCCCUCACUGUUCGAAGGUGUUUUCGGCCUGCUCGUGUCAGCUUGUCGACGCCCAACCCUCGACGAGCCCGCACCUGCCCGUGCACCACCGAGCCGGCACAAUUCCCCCCCUCACGAGGAAGCGGAAGGCUGCUGAGGCGACGAUCUGCCCCGACCCACGGGAGAACCCUCCAGCCAAACGUCUCGUCGCCUCAGCUGCCACCACGCCAGCCGCGCCCGCCGCUCCACCCACGCCCGUCACCACCGGCAUGGAUUCUGAAGAGGAGUACAUGUCCAACAUGUCGAGCGACGACGAGAUUAUGCAGGAGUACAGCGCCGACGAGGACGUCUCGGCGGGUGAUGACUUUGAUGAAGAUGACUUUGACGAACCCGAUCCCGAUUUCGGCCUGUCCGCCAAGGACAUCGACAAGACGAAGCGGCAGGCGCACGUCAUCCCCUUCAAGGUGUUUCAGCCGGCCGAUAUCCAGCGUCAGCAAAACGACAUGAUCAACGAAGUAAAUAUGAUCCUCGACAUGCGCAAAGAGGAUGCCGCCAUAUUGCUGCGUUACUUUCGAUGGAAUAAGGAGCGCUUACUCGAGGACUACAUGGACCGCCCGGACAAGGUGCUCGAGGCUGCUGGCCUGAGCAACAACGCCUCUGCACUGCCGAAGCUGGAGACAAUCCCCGGCUUCGUUUGCGACAUCUGCUGCGAGGACGAAGAGGGGCUUCAGUCGUUUGCCAUGAAGUGUGGUCACCGCUACUGUGUUGACUGCUAUCGGCAGUACCUGACGCAGAAGAUUCGUGGCGAAGGCGAAGCGGCUAGAAUUCAGUGCCCCGCCGACGGCUGCGGCCGCGUCCUCGACUCUCGGUCGCUGGACCUGCUCGUGACCGAGGACCUCACGGACAGGUACCAUGACCUGCUCAACCGCACCUACGUGGAAGACAAGGACAUGUUCAAGUGGUGCCCGGCCCCAGACUGCCCUAAUGUCAUCGAGUGCGGCGUCAAGAAGAAGGAUCUGGACAGGAUCGUGCCGACGGUUGAGUGUCAGUGCGGCUAUCGCUUCUGCUUUGGCUGUCCAAAUCCCGAUCAUCAGCCUGCUCCUUGUGGCCUGGUUAAGAAGUGGCUCAAGAAGUGUGCGGACGAUUCGGAGACAGCGAACUGGAUCUCGGCCAACACCAAAGAGUGCCCCAAAUGCAGCUCAACCAUUGAGAAGAAUGGUGGAUGCAACCACAUGACAUGCAGGAAGUGCAAGUAUGAAUUCUGCUGGAUGUGCAUGGGUCUGUGGUCGGAGCACGGCACGAGUUGGUACAACUGCAACCGGUACGAGGAGAAGAGUGGAUCCGAGGCCCGCGACGCACAGGCCAAGAGCCGCACUUCGCUGGAGCGCUACCUGCACUAUUAUAACCGGUAUGCCAACCACGAGCAAUCGGCCAAGCUAGACAAGGACAUUGCCCAGAAGACGGAGAAGAAGAUGGUGCAGCUGCAGACCACGUCGGGUAUGUCUUGGAUCGAGGUUCAGUACCUCAAUUCCGCCUCCCAGGCGCUGCAGACGUGCCGUCAGACGCUUAAGUGGACAUACGCCUUCGCCUUCUACCUCGCCAAGAACAACCUGACUGAGAUAUUCGAAGACAACCAAAAGGACCUGGAGAUGGCGGUGGAGAACCUGUCAGAGAUGUUUGAAAAGCCCAUCCAAGAGCUCUCAGACUCGAAGCUUAAGGUGGAUAUUAUGGACAAGACGUCAUAUUGCAACAAGCGUCGCGUGAUUCUUCUUGAAGACACGGCGGAUAAUCUCGCCAAAGCUAAAUGGACAUUCAAUUCCGACCUCACCAACCCUACUCCAACCCCCACGGCCCGCCGUUGACAUACGCAGCGACCCAUAGCAUGGCAAAGACACCCGCCUCGGGGCAUCGCAUCGGCCAUAUUCCUACAAUUAGAUUGGAAGUCUUGUUGUUGUCUCAUACUAACGAACUGUCGACGACUCACACAAACACGAAACGGCUGGGCCGAUAUGUAGGCUGCUGCCUUCCCUGGCGUUGGAGGGAAACGGUUUUCAUUGUCACUGUUCUCGCGAUUUUCUUUGGGGUGUCUAGCGGUACUUAUCUGGAAUUUGUCGCCUUACUCAGCGGCCGCCUCCAUUUUGUCUUCGUUUUCCUUCCUUGCGACUACAGACACGGGCUGCGGGCAGAGCCGGGCAGCAGAUGGGGCAUGGCGGACGACCGGUCUCUCCCAGCAUUGCACAGGCGUCCUUUUGCGCCGCAUAUAGAUGAACGCGGGAUUUCGCCUCACUUACGGGCAUCAUGUUAGCUGCCCGCGGAACAUAGGGGUGGGACGAGCGCGGAGGCGUGGCCCUGUGAUUGAUAUACAAGAUGUACAGCAUGAGCACUUCUUGUCUGUGCCGCUGCGCGGUGACUCGAGUCGCCCAGCGCUCGUGACCAGCGAGGCAAGCGCAGCAAGUAGACGUACUGUACCGUACUUCACGACAGAACAUAUUCCACAGUCACAGAUGGUUGAGGCAAUACGUGACGAACCUGCCAGUGACAUCAAAACGCCUGGCCACCUUAGUAUAUUUGCACAGUGAACCUAUCCAUAACG
Molecule: messenger RNA, 2806 nt
Organism: Purpureocillium takamizusanense
Lineage: Eukaryota; Fungi; Ascomycota; Sordariomycetes; Hypocreales; Ophiocordycipitaceae
Product: RBR-type E3 ubiquitin transferase
Exons: 3
Coding region: 483-2075 (530 amino acids)
Biological process (GO): positive regulation of proteasomal ubiquitin-dependent protein catabolic process; protein polyubiquitination; ubiquitin-dependent protein catabolic process
Cellular component (GO): ubiquitin ligase complex; cytoplasm
Molecular function (GO): ubiquitin conjugating enzyme binding; ubiquitin protein ligase activity; zinc ion binding
Source: RefSeq, a predicted model, not a curated record